This is a messenger RNA of Elgaria multicarinata webbii, 3582 nucleotides long. RefSeq names its product zinc finger protein 107-like. The transcript is spliced from 8 exons. NCBI's taxonomy places the organism in Eukaryota, Metazoa, Chordata, Lepidosauria, Squamata, Anguidae. The record is from RefSeq and is a predicted model, not a curated record. Bases 1 to 3582 code for a protein of 1193 amino acids. Gene Ontology annotation, biological process: regulation of transcription by RNA polymerase II. Gene Ontology annotation, molecular function: RNA polymerase II cis-regulatory region sequence-specific DNA binding; DNA-binding transcription factor activity.
AUGAAGAAGAAAGGUCCAAGUAUCACCCAUGAAGGGAGCAGUGCAGAACCCGGGGAAGGAAGAGUGCAGGAGAACCAGGCUGGGAGCAACAACAGCUCAGAUAUAGAGCGCCAGCACUUCAAAGAAUUCUGUUUCCAGGAAGCCAAGGGCCCCCGAGAGGUUUGCAGCCAAAUCCACCACCUUUGCUGCCAGUGGCUGAAGCCAGAAAGGAACAACAAAGCUGAGAUGCUGGACCUGGUGGUGCUAGAGAAGUUCCUCUCUGUCCAGCCCUUGGAGAUGGAGAGCUGGGUCAGAGAAUGUGGAACGGAGACCAGUUCCCAGGCAGUGGCCCUGGCAGAAGGCUUCCUCCUGAGCCAGGUGGACGACACAGAGCAGGUGCAGAAGAUGUUGGCGAACGAUCCCACAGAUUCCCCUGAGGCAGAGGAGGCUCCAUCGGGCACCACACAGAGGCCGUUGGAUGAGUGGAUCUUGCAGGAGGGUGACGGAGGACCCUCCUCCCUGGGGAAUGAAGAGACCAGCAGAGAGGGUGAACGGACUCCUAGGCCUCUUUUGCUCUGUGGUGUUGUGGAAGCGGUUUCUGUGCAGCCUGGGCAGGGUCUGCUGACCUUUGAGGACAUUUCUGUGCAUUUCUCGGAGGAGGAGUGGGCUCUGCUGGAUCCAGGUCAAAGGACUCUGCACAAGGAAGUCAUGGAGGAUAUACGUGGGAUUCUGGCCCCUCUGGGUAAUCUCAGAGAGAGCAAGAAUAAAGGUCUACCCCAGAGAAGGAGAACUGAAACGGAAGAGAAGAGGGGAAACAAGUCCAUUUCUAUUGAAGGGUCAGACAACCAUGAAAUUCCAUUCGUAGAAGAACCAAGGGAAAGGAAUAUUCACGAUAGGAAGACACAGUGGAAAAGCUCUCCGUAUAUAGAGACGCAGAAGAUACACCUUACCAAACGUCAAAGAUUUCACACAGGGGAGAAGCACUUUCAAUGCUCUGAAUGUGGAAAGGGUUUCACUGAUCGCUGGAAACUGAAAGCACAUCAAAAUAUACAUACAGAGGAGAAGCCCUUUAAAUGCCCUGAAUGUGGAAAGGGUUUCACUCAGAGGUGUAAUCUUAAAGCACAUCAAAUUAUCCACACAGGGCAGAAGCCCUUUAAAUGCUCUGAAUGUGGAAAGGGUUUCACUCAGAGCAGUAGUCUUAAAGCACAUCAAACUAUCCACACAGGUGAAAAGCUCUUUAAAUGCUCUGAAUGUGGAAAGGGUUUCAGGAGGAGCGAUCACCUUAAACGGCAUGAAAGCGUUCACACAGGGGAUAAGCCUUUUCAAUGCUCUGAAUGUGGAAAGGGUUUCACUGAUCGCUGGACCCUGAAAGCACAUCAAAAUAUACAUACAAAGGAGAAGCCCUUUAAAUGCUCUGAAUGUGGAAAGGGUUUCAGCAGUAGCAAUCACCUUAAACGGCAUGAAAGCAUUCACACAAGGGAGAAACCCUUUCAAUGCUCUGAAUGUGGAAAGGGUUUCACUCAGAGGCGUAUUCUUAAAGCACAUCAAAUUAUCCACACUUGUUUAAAGCCCUUUAAAUGCUCAGAGUGUGGAAAGGGUUUCACUCAGAGCUGGUAUCUUAAAGUACAUCAAAAUAUUCACACAGGUGAAAAGCCCUUUAAAUGCCCUGAAUGUGGAAAGGGUUUCACUGAUCGCUGGAGGUUGAAAACACAUCAAUAUAUACAUACAGAGGAGAAGCCCUUUAAAUGCUCUGAAUGUGGAAAGGUCUUCUCCCAACAGGUCUCACUUUACUUGCAUAAAAGAAUUCACACAGGGGAGAAGCCCCAUAAAUGCCCUGAAUGUGGAAAGCGUUUUACUCUGCGCUGCAACCUGAAAGCACAUCAGAGCCUUCACACAGGGCAGAAGCCCUUUAAAUGCUCUGAAUGUGGAAAGGGUUUCACUUUCCGUGUACAACUCAGGAAACAUCAAAUUAUCCACACAGGUGAAAAACCCUUUAAAUGCUCUGAAUGUGGAAAGGGUUUCAGUAGGAGCAAUCAGCUUAAACAGCAUGAAAGCAUUCACACAGGGCAAAAGCACUUUAAAUGCUCUGAGUGUGGAAAGGGUUUCACUGAUCGCUGGAAACUGAAAGCACAUCAAUAUAUACAUACAGAGGAGAAGCCUUUUAAAUGCUCUGAAUGUGGAAAGGGUUUCACUGACUGCAGGAAUCUUAAAGCACAUCAAAGCAUCCACACAGGUGAAAAGCCCUUUAAAUGCUCUGAAUGUGGAAAGGGUUUCACUCAGAAGGGUAGUCUUAAAACACAUAAAAUUAUCCACACUUCUGAAAAGCCCUGUAAAUGCUCUGAAUGUGGAAAGGGUUUUACUCAGAGCAGUAAUCUUAAAAAACAUAAUAUUAUCCACACAGGUGAAAAGCCCUUUAAAUGCUCUGAAUGUGGAAAGAGUUUCACUCAGAGGGGUAGUCUUAAAGCACAUCAAAUUAUCCACACAGGGCAGAAGCCCUUUAAAUGCCCUGAAUGUGGAAAGGGUUUCACUGAUCGCUGGAAACUGAAAGCACAUCAAUAUAUACAUACAGAGGAGAAGCCUUUUAAAUGCUCUGAAUGUGGAAAGGGUUUCACUGACUGCAGGAAUCUUAAAGCACAUCAAAGCAUCCACACAGGUGAAAAGCCCUUUAAAUGCUCUGAAUGUGGAAAGGGUUUCACUCAGAAGGGUAGUCUUAAAACACAUAAAAUUAUCCACACUUGUGAAAAGUCCUUUAAAUGCUCUGAAUGUGGAAAGGGUUUCACUGAGCGCUCGAAACUGAAAGCACAUCAAAGUAUCCACUCAGGGGAGAAGCCCUAUAAAUGUUCUGAAUGUGGAAAGAGUUUCACUCUGAGCAGUAGUCUUAAAGUACAUCAAAUUAUCCACACAGGCGAAAAGCCCUUUAAAUGCUCUGAAUGUGGAAAGGGUUUCACUCAGAGCAGUAGUCUUAAAGCACAUAAAAUUAUUCACACAGGUGAAAAGCCCUUUAAAUGCUCUGAGUGUGGAAACCGUUUCACUUUUCGUGUAAAUCUCAGGAAACAUCAAAUUAUACACACAGGUGAAAAGCCCUUUAAAUGCUCUGAAUGUGGAAAGAGUUUCACUCAGAGGGGUAGUCUUAAAGCACAUCAAAUUAUCCACACAGGGCAGAAGCCCUUUAAAUGCUCUGAGUGUGGAAAGGGUUUCACUGAUCGCUGGAAACUGAAAGCACAUCAAAAUAUACAUACAGAGGAGAAGCCCUUUAAAUGCUCUGAAUGUGGAAAGAGUUUCACUCUGAGCAGUAGUCUUAAAGCACAUAAAAUUAUUCACACAGGCGAAAAGCCCUUUAAAUGCUCUGAGUGUGGAAACGUUUUCAGCAGGAAAGAUCACCUGAAACGGCAUGAAAGCACUCACACUGGGGAGAUGCCCUUUCAAUGCUCUGAAUGUGGAAAGGGUUUCAGCAGUAGCGAUCGCCUUAAACAGCAUGAAAGCAUUCACGCAGGGCAGAAGCCCUUUAAAUGCUCUGAAUGUGGAAAGGGUUUCACUCAGAACAGUAGUCUUAAAGCACAUCAGAUUAUCCACACAGGUGAAAAGCCCUUUAAAUGCUCUUAA